Messenger RNA from Ylistrum balloti, 3146 nucleotides. RefSeq names its product protein arginine N-methyltransferase 9-like. The transcript has 10 exons. Gene Ontology annotation, molecular function: protein binding; protein-arginine N-methyltransferase activity. The coding region runs from base 47 to 2410 and encodes 787 amino acids. The record is from RefSeq and is a predicted model, not a curated record. Gene Ontology annotation, biological process: peptidyl-arginine methylation. Lineage: Eukaryota; Metazoa; Mollusca; Bivalvia; Pectinida; Pectinidae.
AAAUGCAAUUUAUGGACGUAAAUGUGAACGAUUCAACGGUUGUAGGAUGGAAGAUGGUGGCGUUAGACAAGUGGCAAAGAUUUCUUUAGCGUCGGCUAGAUCUUGUCUUUCGAAAAAAAGAUACGGCCGAGCAUUCGCCAACUUUCUGUUGUUCCUGAAACUUGUUCCAGAAAAUCACGAUGAUGUACUUGAAGAUUUUAUCAUGACCAUGAGACUUUGGACUGAAAACUUAGAGAGAGAAGGCAGAAUUGAAGAUUUGUUCAAGUGUUUCGAUCAAGCUUGUGAGAUCCUUCCUGACAAUGAGUCAAUAUUAAACAACAUAGGUGCCCAAUUAUUUAGACUUGGGUAUGCAGAAGAAGCUGUCUUGUACAUAAGAAAGUCACUACAUCUGAACCCAGAGUAUCUAGCUGCAAGAGAAAAUCUGGAAAAUAUAUGUAGCCACCUUGUUGAAAGAUGGCAUUUCCGCAUGCUUAAUGAUGUUCGAAGGAAUUGUGCAUACAGGUCUGCUAUCCAGACAGCUGUCCAAUCUGGCUAUCAUACCGUUCUGGAUAUAGGCACAGGUUCAGGAAUCCUCAGUCUGUUUGCUGUAGAAUCUGGAGCAGGCGAUGUGACAGCUUGUGAAAAAUCGAAGACAAUGUUUGAAAUAGCACAGGAUGUACUUCGGGAAAAUUCUGUUCUCCAUAAAGUACGUCUGGUGCGUGAAUUAUCUACAGACCUUACAAUGCCCAACGAUCUACCAGGGAGAGUAUCACUGGUGGUGACAGAAACAUUUGAUGCUGCUUUGUUUGGAGAACAUAUCAUAUCUACACUUCAACAUGCCUGGAAGGACCUUCUCAUGCCUCCAACAUCUAGACUGCGUUCCAAAGUUAUACCAAGUGGAGCAACUCUAUACAUAUGUGCAGUAGAAUCUGAAGCUAUUCGUACACAAAACAGAUUCCUGUAUCCAGGAUUACACAAACUAGACAUGGGAGGUGUGGGGAUAGUAUGUACUACUGGUACUGUAGCUGACGAACCCUACACCACAGAGAACCUGACUCGUCUUCGCCGGGGAUACAAGAUGUUAUCAGAACCUUCCCUUCUCACCUGUAUCAACUUCAAUGAUCCAUUGGAGCUGGAUAUAAUAGCCAAUGGCAUUGAAUGGCAGGCAACUCUACCCAUUACAACUAUUGGAAAGCUAGAUGCCAUUGUGUUUUGGUUUGACCUUCACCUUGACGAUGAGAUCUCCAUAACAACUAACCCAUCAAUGGAGACCUGUUGGGAACAGGCGGUAUUUCCUGUACUGCCCUCUCAUUUUCAUCAAAGCUGCUGUGGGAUGCUUCAUGACACACAACAUGGGUUUAUAAUCAGGGAUGGAGACUCACUUCAUGUAAAGUUCAGUCUAGGAGAAGAUUGUUUAUGGUUGGUUUCCUGUCACUGCUGCCAUGACAGCGAUGAUUCAGCACCCUACAUGCCUCUGGCAGAUUUUAUCUGUCCACCACAGGUCACUGAACAAUAUCUAUUGGAAAGGACAGAAAUAGACAAACUCAACAAUCUCUAUUACAAUAAAAUGUUCUGUCAGGCCAUAGAUAAACAUUUAUCACAGUUAGAUUGUGCUGAUAGCCUAAGAAUCCUUGACUUCUCUGGAGGGUUAUCUCCCCUUUGUUUACAAAUGUUAAAGGAUAGUGAUCAUCAUUGCGUUGUUAUAGCAAGGGAGGGACUACAUGAUGUCAUAUGGAAGUUGAUGUCUGUGAAUGAUAUCGACCGUGAUAGACUGCAGCUUGUGGAACCUUCGAACCUGUCAGAGGUCGAGGGAGAUUGUCAGCUAAUAUUGUGUGAUAUCAUAGAACAGUGUGGCAUCCUCAAACAGCAAGUCCUGGAGGACAUCGCACUUCUCAGAGCCACCUGUCUUUCUGCUGGGGGAAUCAUUGUUCCUGGCCGUGUCACUAUUCACGGUCUGUGUGUAGAGUCGGAAAUGCUUCACGGGGAUAGUGCUGUCAUCAACGAACGUACACUGGGGUACAACAUUGCCAAGUAUAUGAACAAUUUCCAGAUGACUAAACACGUUGAUAUAGAUUUAUCAACCUUAUCACAUGUCAGGCUCUCUGACCCAUUUGUCUUGAUGCAAUUUGACCUCAAUGAACGCCUGAGUAGCGAUGAGCCUCCAUCCUUUCUGGAGCAAACCCAGGAAGUGAAGGUCACCAUGACAGACGUAGGUCACCUGACUGCUGUAGUGUACUGGUUUGAAUUUGAAAUGGCAGAGGGUCUGAGGUUCACAACACUUGAUGGAACGUCCCAUUGGAAGCAAGCUGCUGUUAUGUUAAAGUCUUCUACAGAAUUUACAAUGGGACAAACAGUGGACUUAAAUGUUUGUUUGAAAAAUAGUUGUAUCAGUAUCAAAAUUGACAAACAAUUCAAUGAUGCUACUCCUUGAACUGAAGCAUGUUCAUGUAUUUGGCCACUUUACAAGACAGUCAAUGAAUUGUAUAAAUGGUGAAUCUUAUCAUUAAUACAAAAUGUCCUAAUUCAAACAGCAUCACAGAAUUGGCAAACCUGUAGUUCAGGGAUAGCUAGCAAAGCAUUUACCAGUAAUACUGUAAGGUAUGAAUACUCCCAUGCUCCUUACACAGCAGUAUCAGCAUUUGACAAUCAUCUGUAUACAACCAUGUCAACGGUGACUUUGAACGCUGGAAACAAAAACAUGUAAGGGGUAUUGACAUAGUUGGCCACAAGUUUGAUUGAAUAUUUUAGUAAGUGGAGUUGCUAGCGACAAUAAUUCUAUUUAAAGUGAUGCAUAACACUAGUACCCUAUUUUCACAGGACAUAUGUAAGUGAUAGAACAAGCAGCGAGUUCGGUGAAAAAACAAAGCAUUUGAAAAAAAAAAUAAGGGGGUUCUGUUUAAGAACCUAUAGGAUACACACUACAAGACUAGAAUUGUACUUGCAAAAUAUUGAUACUUUGAAACUCAACACAAAACUGAAUAAAUUUAAAUAUUUAUUUGAUAUCAUCAAAUGAACAUAAAAUAUAGACAACUAGCGCAAGUCAUCACACAAACGGGUAACAAAUUUAUUAUACUAGUAUUCAUUGCUGAAUCACAAAUACAGAUCACGGCUGCAUCCAAAUGUCCAUUACAGUCUUACAGCAUUUCUGGUAAAUUAUGGGUGUUCAU